GGGCAGGUAGCGGGCUCGAUCUCCCCAAAUCUCCCCAUAUCUCCCCAUAUCUCCGGGCAGGUAGCGGGCUUGAUCUCCCCAUAUCUCCCCAUAUCUCCCCGUAUCUCCGGGCAGGUGGCGGGCUCGAUCUCCCCAAAUCUCCCCAUAUCUCCCCAUAUCUCCGGGCAGGUAGCGGGCUUGAUCUCCCCAAAUCUCCCCAUAUCUCCCCGUAUCUCCGGGCAGGUGGCGGGCUCGAUCUCCCCAAAUCUCCCCAUAUCUCCCCAUAUCUCCGGGCAGGUAGCGGGCUUGAUCUCCCCAAAUCUCCCCAUAUCUCCCCGUAUCUCCGGGCAGGUGGCGGGCUCGAUCUCCCCAAAUCUCCCCAUAUCUCCCCAUAUCUCCGGGCAGGUAGCGGGCUUGAUCUCCCCAAAUCUCCCCAUAUCUCCCCGUAUCUCCGGGCAGGUGGCGGGCUCG
Emiliania huxleyi CCMP1516 is the source of this 450-nucleotide messenger RNA. RefSeq lists its product as hypothetical. The annotation marks the transcript as partial. The record is from RefSeq and is a predicted model, not a curated record. Lineage: Eukaryota; Haptophyta; Isochrysidales; Noelaerhabdaceae. The transcript has a single exon.